AUGAGGUGCUGGGAAAACGUCUCCACGCCCGGGACCAUCAGUGUAGAGCUGGAUGUCAGCUUGCCAUCAGCUCCCAGCUCGGUCCCUGCUCCAGAGCGGCCUGUGGUGUGGUACCACAGAGCCCGAGAGGUUCCAGGGAUGAUCUUCAGCCUCGCCUGCACACUGGCAGUCUGCCUGUGGAACCGGCUGCCACCCUCCAACACCUUUGCUAGCAUGACUGUCAAGGCCUUUGGAAGGUGCUCCUGGAGCCCUUCCCUUGGGCAAAAGCUGCUGGCACUGCUGAAGGGUGCCACCAUUGACCUGACAAGAACUUCCAAGACCUACAGGUGCAGCUGGAAUUGCAUCUUCAACAUUGUUCUGAGCAGAACGUACCCUGAGGAUGGGCCUGAUACCAUCCUGCAGCUUGGGCCCCUCGUGGUGCCCCACACAGAAUCCCCCUGGAACCAGCAGCUCUGUGACAUCAGCGCCCCGGCUGAGGCUUUCCAGGCACUAUCAGCACUACGACAUCAGACACAGCGCUGGGGGAGAAGCUGCGGGACCCGGCCCUUGGCUGAGCACCACGGGCUGUCGCGCAUCGUGGGCGGCAGCGAUGCCUCCCCGGGAGCCUGGCCCUGGAUCGUCAGCAUCCAGCUUCCCGGGGCAGCGGGCAGCGGGCACAUCUGCGGAGGCUCCCUCAUCCAUCCCCGGUGGGUCCUGACCGCAGGACACUGCUUUGACAAGUACAGGAACGUCCCGACGUGGCGCAUGGUGAUCGGGGCCACCCGGCUGUCUGAGCUGGGCCCCGAGGCCCAAGUGCGCAAGAGCAAGCGGCUGCUGAUCCACGAGAGCUACCGCAAAGGCGCCUUGGAGAACGACAUCGCCCUGCUGGAGCUGGACGAGCCCGUGCAGUGCAGCGACUACGUGCAGCUGGCCUGUGUGACUCACUUCUCCGACGUGGUGGUGUCGCAGCUCACAGACUGCCGCGUCGCUGGCUGGGGCUACACCGCGGAAGGCUCUGCAGAAACAUCCGACGUGCUGCAGGAGGCCAAGGUCCGCCUCAUCAAUGUCAAGCUCUGCAACAGCAGCGAGUGGUACGGAGGGGCCGUGCGCAGCUACAACCUGUGUGCUGGCUACCCGCGGGGCGGCAUCGACACCUGCCAGGGUGACAGCGGGGGCCCGCUCGUCUGCAGAGCUCCACACGCCAACUUCUUCUGGCUCGUGGGCCUGACCAGCUGGGGGAAAGGCUGUGCCAGACCAAAGCAGCCUGGGGUCUACACCUCCACCCAGCACUUCUUCAACUGGGUCCAGUCACGGAUUCGCUCAGGAGGAAGAAAGGAGAGAAUGAAAAGGAGCACUGGAAUUCCCAGGAGUUUCAUGGUGGAGGUGGAUGAUCCCAACACGAAGGGCGCGAUGCUGACGAGCGACGGGAAAUACGCCAUCCCAGCCAGUAAUGCGGCAGCUUAG
Messenger RNA from Colius striatus (speckled mousebird), 1443 nucleotides. Its product is annotated as acrosin-like. The coding region runs from base 1 to 1443 and encodes 480 amino acids. Gene Ontology annotation, molecular function: serine-type endopeptidase activity. Gene Ontology annotation, biological process: acrosome reaction; proteolysis. The record is from RefSeq and is a predicted model, not a curated record. Lineage: Eukaryota; Metazoa; Chordata; Aves; Coliiformes; Coliidae. The transcript is spliced from 13 exons.